Exaiptasia diaphana is the source of this 3124-nucleotide messenger RNA. RefSeq lists its product as uncharacterized. The record is from RefSeq and is a predicted model, not a curated record. The coding region runs from base 77 to 1813 and encodes 578 amino acids. NCBI's taxonomy places the organism in Eukaryota, Metazoa, Cnidaria, Anthozoa, Actiniaria, Aiptasiidae. The transcript is spliced from 3 exons.
GUUACAAGAGUGGGUCCUCGUUCGUUGUGUUGGUACAUUUUUUCCUUUUUUCCUCGAUUUGGAGCCAAGAAAAAUCAUGUUGUCUUAUAAGCGGAAAAUCUAUGAUGACAGUUCUGAUGAAGRACUUUCUGGUGUGGAUAGUUUUGAUGAUGAUAGCUCUGAUGCAGAAGCCUCCAGUUUAGAAAAUUCYGAGUCYAAACAUYCUGAUGUAGAAAUUCCAAGUUUGGAAAAUUCYGAGGCAGAAAUCUCAGAAGAUGAGUCAGAUUCUGGUUCUGAUUUCAAUCCCUCCCCAGUUAAAUAUACAACUAUCAAAAAAGUCAAAUCCAAAAAGAAGGAUUCUGAUGAAGUAGAUGUAUUCGCAAGAAAUGAAUCUGAUGGUYAUCCAGAACUUUAUUGUAUGAGCCGACGUGAAAAGGAGACGGAGGAAAAAAAGCAKCUUAAGAAAGACCUUUUUGAAGCCCUGACCAGUGUUUACCAGAAGAAGACAUCAGCACAUGAGUUUGCUGUUGGUAGUGUUAAACCUGAGCUGCCAUCUAAGCCUGGCUUAGAGAUUUCAGGAUAUGGGAAGGUUCCACUUCCAGUUACAGCUGCAACAGCRAAAAAGCUYAAGAAACAUUUCCAACAAGCACCUUAYGGUCUAGGRGAAGAAACCAUCGUUGACAAAUCUGUGAGAGAUUCAUGGCAGCUGGACCCUSAAARGUUUAYAAUCACCAAUGAAGAGUUUAACCAAGGAGUACAAAAACUCGUGAAAGAAAUCCAGUUAAGCCUCGGGUGUGGAGAUAUCUCUGUGACAUCCAAAUUGUACAAGCUACUUUUCUAUGAACMWGGAGGACACUUCAAGCCCCACAGGGAUACAGAAAAGCACCCUGGAAUGUUCGCAACUCUAAUAAUUCAAYUACCAUCAAAUUUCAAAGGAGGAGACUUGAUUGUAAGGCACAAAGGCAAAGAAAAAAGGGUUCAGUUCAGCACYAAAGAAGCCAAAUCAUCCUGCAUCUAUGCAGCACACUACGCUGAYUGYGAGCAUGAACUAACUGAAAUUAAAUCUGGCUAUCGUAUGGCCUUGGUGUAUUCCCUUUGCUGGGAUGGCAACGGUGUUGAACCUAGUCCYCCUGAUCUUCCAACAAGCAACCUUGCUGGCUUCUUGGGUAAAGUUGUCGACAUUGUCCCACAUCCUGGUAUUGUAGCCUGGGGAUUGGACCACCAUUACUCAAGAAMAUCUUUCCUUGACAAGGGAGUGAAAGCACUUAAAGGUGGUGACAGGCUUGUGUAUUCAAGCUUACAAGGUGCAAAUGUCAUUCUUGAAGAGAGUAAGAAGGUGGAGAUUUUUAUUGUUGAAGUGAAGAGAAGUGAUAAUCUCAUGGGUUCUUGUUCGAGRGAACAGGGUUGGGGUCCACCCUUGAARAAGCCCUGUAAGCGUGAUUGCUUYGAAUGUGAGGAUAAGGAGACGGAUUAUGAUUUGAAUUUCAUUACCAUUGAUGGGAAACCCUGGAAGUUGCUCAAAAGAGACUUUCAAUUUAACGUUGAAAUGGAUGUGUUGAAUGUUGUAGAAGAUGAUGAGUUUUGGGGAGAAUGUCACGAGGGGAARUGUAGUGGRCCAUCGGGCAAUGAAGGUGCUACAAAGGUCAAUUGGUACCGCCGUUAUCUUCUUGUGGCUAUGCCUAAGGAAGAAGCUAUCAAGAUAGUGUACAGAAGCUCUCUCAACAACACUGUCCAAUACCUAGCACAUAUUGUGCAGGCCACUGAGGAAAAGUCAUCUCUCAAAAACCUGGCYAAUGAAAUCCUUGAAACUUGCUUAAAGAAGAAGGAGAAGUAAUUUGCCAAAGCCAGCAGAGUGUCAUUACGAUGCUUAGGAUGACAUURACAUUCCAUGAAGUUAACUGGGCGUUGAAGAUUCUAGCAUUGCUUAAAGAGAAGAUUGUUGCUGACUACUGGUUCUUCUCGAUUUCCUACGAACAUUGGACAUAUGCAUUUGGUAUCCCAUCUAGUGAAAUGGUCACUGUACUGAAAGAUCUCAUCAAUACUUUUGGAAUAGUUGCCCUUUCUAAACCUGUUGCAGAGAUAAUUUUGGCAUGUCCUGUCAAGCACUUCCAACAUGCGACUGUUCUCCUAGAACAUUACUUCCCUCCAGGGAAACUCAAAGAUUUCCUGGUCAAAAGCUUGGUUGAAAAAAUGUUGAGUAAAAAAGAAUUUGAUCGCACUGACGAAGGAGUGCUAUCAAUUGGCCUUGUAAUUUUCAGUCAUCCAAAAUUGUGUUCUGAGUUUGAGAAAGCAUUCUUUGAGAAAAGUUGGCUAGAUGAUCUUCCUGUCCUUGCUGAAAUGAUGUCUCUCUUGUGGAAGAACAAGAAAAAAGCAAUGCAGAAGAGCACUUUUUAUCAAGCAGUUUGUGCAAAGUUUUUGGCAAAAGUCCACAAGUUAGCCCUAAGUCAGAAAGCUACUCCAGAUGAAGACAUCGAUGCUAUAGUCAAAGGUGGAGAGUUCCUUGUGAACAUGAAAGAAACCACAUUCUUCGAGAAGGUUGUCGACGAUGUUCUACUCCAUGGAAAUGAAAGUUUGUGGAAGAAAUUCCUUGCAAGUGAUUUUGUCCAGACAGUUGGUACAUCUCAUUCUAUCAAGGGCCUUCUCCAGGCACGUAUAAACCAACUUUCACCCAUCAUUAAGGCUGGUAAGAAUGGACUUGGAUGGUCACAACCCAAAGCUGUCAUUCCUGGUCAUCCAGAGGUAGAGGCUUUUCUACGAGGUCCAGAGCAAAGUUUCACGUAUCACAAGUUCAAUGCAAAGUCUCAUGCCAUGGAGUUCAACAGAAAGUUCUUCAAAGGAAAGGGAAAAGCUAAAGUUAAAGUCACCGGCAUCAAACAAGAAACUGCUGUGGARAUCACAAAAUUGCAACCAAAGCRCAAAGAARCAGAGAAGGAGUUCAAAGAGGACUUUGCAGAGCACAAGAGGUUGCAGGCCAUACUUGAUGACAAAUGUAAAURAAGGAUCUCCCUGGAGUCUAAUGGGUUAAAAUAAAGGCAAAGAGACCUAAGCUGACAUUAUAUUCCUGAAGAGUAAAGUUCAGGUGGAUGGAUAUAAACUUUUAUUACUUCUUGAUCUUAACAUAUAAGAAAUAUUAUACUGCAUUUAA